AUGGGCCCCCGGCGAACACACACGAAAUCGCGGAACGGGUGUCAAUCGUGCAAGGCGCGCAAAGUCAAGUGCGAUGAAACGAGGCCGCAAUGCCACAAUUGCAUCAAGCAUGCGUCCGAAUGUGUUUUCAAAACAGUGGGCGUAGUGGCCUCUCCAACGCCAACGCCCCCCGCUGCUUCAUCCACGCCGACGCCAUUUGUCAGUGAAGCCACCAGGCUGACCGCCGAUAAUGGUACUCCAGCCAUGGGCAUGGCCGAAAUGGCUUUACUGCACCACUUCUGCACAUCGACAUGUUACACCAUCUCCCGCCAUCCCGUGCUACAGACGCUAUGGCAAAUCACCGUCCCUCAGUUCGGGUUCUCCUACCAAUUUGUAUUCCGCGCAAUUUUGGCACUCUCAGCACUUCACCUGGCCCACAUGAAGCCUGAGCAUCACGCACAGUACGUAGCCGCUGCAGAGUUCCAUCAUAAUAUCGCGCUGCAGAUGGUUUCAGUCACAAUGCCCCAAAUCAACGAAGAGAAUGGCCCGGCUGUGUAUCUGUUCUCGACAAUUACCUGCAUCAUCGAAUGCGCCAUGCCUCGGAAACGCGAUGACUUCUGGGUAAGCAACGAUAAAGUCCUACAGUGGCUACGCAUGUUCCGGGGCACCGUGGCUAUCAUCACCUCUGUGAAUGAGGCUCUACGAAAAGGGCCUCUUGCCCCCAUGUUCACUCUAGGUGACCGAAAGAGUUCCAAUUGGCAUGCCAGAUCUUCCAGUCAAAGACCACUAGUUGAUUUGCAGCGGCUAAUCCGGGAGACUGUCAAAGAUCCCGAGGAGCUGCAGUGCUACGAGGAUACAAUUGAUAGUCUGGGAAAAUCUUUCGCGACCGUUGCGGAAAAUGGCCCUCAGAACUGUGAGACUGCUGAUAUCUUUAUCUGGCUUACGCGCCUUUCAGAUAAUUUUCUUGCCUUUUUGCAGCGGAAAACUCCCGAGUCCUUGGUUAUUUUCGCCUACUUUGGUGUUAUUACAAAGGAGCUCGAGUGGGCUUGGUGGAUGCAGGGGUUCAGUGUUCAUUUGAUUCGCGGCAUCUAUCACAAUUUGGAUGAGGAGCAUCGGUAUUGGCUCCAGUGGCCUAUGCAACAACUGGGCUGGGUUCCUUAA
This is a messenger RNA of Penicillium atrosanguineum, 1140 nucleotides long. Its product is annotated as Zn(II)2Cys6 transcription factor domain-containing protein. Gene Ontology annotation, molecular function: DNA-binding transcription activator activity, RNA polymerase II-specific; zinc ion binding. The transcript is spliced from 2 exons. Lineage: Eukaryota; Fungi; Ascomycota; Eurotiomycetes; Eurotiales; Aspergillaceae. The record is from RefSeq and is a predicted model, not a curated record. Gene Ontology annotation, biological process: regulation of transcription by RNA polymerase II. The coding region runs from base 1 to 1140 and encodes 379 amino acids.